GUGGAAAACACGUGCGGAGCGAUUUUAAAUAACCCAGCAGCUGGAUUUUAAAUGAAGCUUUGUCAUUUUUAAACUGCAUUUGUUUGGACGAAGUAUUGAAAAGUAAACAACAGAAUAGUUUUAACAGAUCUUAUUAUGAAUUCCCCUCUUAAAUUUCACUUUAUUUCGCCGUCAGUUAAAGCGGUCCAGGUUCUGUACUGAGGUGAGAGUUUGCCAUUCGGCAGUCACGUUUCGUCCGUGACUGAUAUUUCAUCGCUCUGACAGUUUUGUGUUUCGUCCUGAGAGUUGAAAUAACGAUUGUUAGGUAUGACGUGAAACACAUAUGCCGCUAUAUUUUUUGCUUGCUUGAAUUAAAGAUUUACCGAACGCUUCGGAACGGUUUGAAGGAGCAUUUCCAUUGAUUUGAUGCCGUCUUAUCGCGUAUCGCGAUCUGUCCAACAGAUGCUGGGAAAACAAGCAGAGUCAAAGAAAGGACGUUAAAAGAAAUAAACAGAGAGCAGAUUCAGAAGGGGAAAACGCCGUGAGUAUUCUUUAGCAUUGUUGAAUAUUGUUCAGUCUUAAUUGAUUCAUGUUAUUGUGAGAAGAAAUGUCGAUUUGACACGUGCUCUUUGGCCAUCGUGUUACGUAAUUUAAAUAUGUAUAUUUCACAAUUCGUUAUUGUCGUUUCCCAUAUGGUCUAGUGGUUAGGAUCCGGCGCUCUCACCGCCGUGGCCCGGGUUCGAUUCCCGGUGUGGGAAGAUGGUUUUUUUUUCCUGCUUGUUUUUUUAUUUUUUAUUUUUUUACCGUACUACUGUAUUCUUAUUAACUUCAACAUCCAACUUUUUAAAUUUUUUUUUACAUCGUGACAAUAUAUUUUUUUAAAUAAAUAUAUACUGUUUGCAUGAGAUUUGUAUCGGACUGUCGAUCAUGCUGUUCUAGACAAAAUGUGGACAAAAUGCCUUUAUAAAAUCAUUGUUGUGAUUAGCAAAGUUAAAUCUCUUAUAAUCGUAUAAUAGAAAGGCGUGAGCAUGGACGAUGAGUUGAAAAUCAUCGUGGACGAGUUAAAAUAGCCUAAAUUACCCUAGCUCCAGAGCUCCGUUCUCGAAAUACUUAGAAAUUAGGAAAGAAAAAGAAAAAAAAGGAAACCUCUGGUAUCCAGGGUAGAGUAAAGUUGGUAGUUGUAUACCAUUUACAAAUAGUUUCCGGAAAAUCCGAUGGAAGAGUAAAUGGAACACGACUUUACGACCUUUUGGAUCGUUCCAACUAGUUUCAGUCCUUCACGGCCGAUCCUCCUUUGUCGAAGGAAACUGAUUCGAAUUUACCAGUCCUGAAUUUUGAGCAUAUUUGUCCAAAACGUGGACUGACCUGUUUGUCGAUAUGUACACACAGGUAGCCCAAGCUCGAGAUAUGAGCAUCGGCGAGCAUCGGCAUUGUUACGUAACAUUCAAAAUACAAGGAUUUGUAUGGGAAAAAACCUGUUGUUUCUCUAACCUACGAAAAUGAAAGGAUUUCAAUAAAAAAACAGGUUACCUUACUUAAAAUGUGUGUUACAACCCUCCUGUGUGGUCCACGGGCCGAUUUAUGGCCGUUUUAUUGGUUUUUGUGGUAAACCUUUAUACAGAGAGAAAACCGUUCACAUAAAAACCCAUAAAACGGCCAUAAAUCUGCCCGUGGACCCCACAGGAGAGACGUAACACACAUUUUAAGUAAGGUAAGCUGUUUUUUAUUGAAAUCCUUUCAUUUUCGUAGGUUAGAGAAACGAUAGGUUUUUUUCCCAUACAAAUCCUUAUAUUUUGAAUGUUACGCAACAAUGCCUAUGCUCGCCGAUGCUCAUAUUUCGAGCUUGGGCUACCCGUGACGUUCAUGGUAAACAACCGAUGAUUAUCAAGGUAGUAGACAACAGAGCUAGCGUCGGACAGAGACAAAAAUAUGAGCAUCACGCGAUAAACACGCAAACCCAUGACAUCCACUUGCACGUAUACCACAUUAAUAAUGACAUCAGCCGCAAUGGCAUGCAUUCCCCAAAAUGCUGAUGAAGAAGUUUAGUUUAAAGGGGCUGUGUCACGGCAGUCCAGUUCAUUUUGUUUAAUUUUGCCAAUUACUCGCCCUAAACCGCUAUGGAACUUAAAGUAAGCAAAAAAUUACAUGUAAAUGACAAAAUCAGAGACCCGAGACAAACAAAUAUGUCUCCUGAGCAUUAUUGUUGAAGUUGCAAGCAGCAGCAAUCAACUUUGAAAAACUGUUAGGCUGAACAGUUUUCAAAAAUCCUAAUUUCAAUCCGUUUCAAUCUUCUUCAGUUUUGCCCAUCCGUGACAUUUGUUGUUUCUGUUAUGUUAUUUUAACCUUCCUUUAACGUUUUAAGCGGUUAUUUUUAUGUUUCUCUUAAUUUAAUGAGCACUUUGUAAUUUCCUAAUUUGGCUGAAUUUCGUGACAUUGAAAUGAAGAAGGUGUAAAAAUGUACACACGUCGCUCGCAAAUGAUAAAGUAAAGAGAAACAAUGAAAAAAAGUGAGGUAAAGGAGUUAGGUUUUGAGCCACCUGGCGUUCGGAGUAAAAUGUUGUUGUGCCCGAGGGUCUUUCUUGGCGGCUCGAAGCGGGAGCGACGAAACCGAGAGGGAUUUUUUGCAAGCGGCGAAUCCCCCAGGGAUUUCAAUUUGACUUGCUCUAAAUCUUCACGCGGCUCCGCCGCCGAAAAAACUACAGGAAUCGCCUGCUAAUCCCGCCAGCUACGCAGGCUAAGUAAAAUGUUUCAGUCUUUUUCCCUCGCAUACAGACGUGAGGGAUUAUGGAAGUAAAAGACGUCUAACAGAAGGCUAGCACAUGACCAGACUAAUCGUUGUCCCGGGAAGGGUUUGCGAUUGGCUUAGUUUGGAUUUUAUCUCCGGGAAUUAAUUUGUGCGAUUCCAAGCAAGUGCAUUCAAGAUUAUUAUAUAACCCUGUUAGAUGAAGACGUCGUUGUAAGUACCUCUGUAUUGCUCUUACAAAGGGUCUGUUCAUCUUGCCUGUGAGCUGCGAGAGAACGUGCGAGCGAGGGCCCCUCGCACUCGCGUCUUCUUUCGCGUGUCUUCUCGUGACUCUCCCUAAAUGGAGAGCUUGCUCGCAGGGUAAAGUUCAUCCUAACAACCGACUUAAACGCUGUGUAAGGAGAGAUUUCCCAUGUAUUCUUUAUUUGCCUCGAAUUAAUAUCAAGCUUUUAAAUAUUCCCCUUGAAGUUGUUUUAGCCGUAAUUUACAUUGAAUUUACAUUGAGAUGUUUUAGUUCUUUUAAAUUAUACACAUUUCACUUCAAUGUUGACUUUUUUAAAGGAUAAUUAGUUUCUGAGUAAUUAUACAGCUUAGUCACUGAACACUGGUCACUGAAAAGGUGGGUCUAGGUCUUUCGCCUGUUCAAAUACCAACCGUUCGUAGUUUUUAUUUUGUAAUUUUAAGGAAUCCUGAACAAAGGAAACUUGAAUUCUUUUGCACAGCUUUACUGCCGAAUCCUUGUAGUUUCCAAAAUUCAUUUCAUUGACUGACAUUUAAUUUUGAGUCAUUUAGUUUAGCAUAUAAACUUUCAAGCUGAAUUCAUCCAGAUUUGUUUUCAGUUUUCAGCUGAUUUUAUUCAGCCUUCUUUCCAUUUGUUUUGUAAUGUUAUAAGAUCGGUUAGUAUAAAUAGAGCAGUGUUAUCGUAUCCCUGUUUUUUGAUUUACAUUGCGGAUUUUCAUGGAUGAUUUACACUUUAAAUUGGAUCAGGGGCACCCAACGUCAAUUUUCGGAAAAUAUCUGUUCGGAAGACGAUUUGAGAUCUAGAAUUUUUGGAACAUUUGUUCUAAAAUUUAUUUCUAGCCUGCCUCUCCUAGGAUUUUCGAACAUCUAAAACUGUAUAAUUCAGUGCCCAUUUUUAACGGAUUUUUACCCUAAAAAGGUCACCCAGAAUUUUCGGGAGCCUUUUUUUCUGGCUGAAAUUUUCGAAAAGGUAAGUUUUGAUCUCUAUAAUUUUUGGAUCACUAGACUCCGAACAGAUGAAAAAUUUUUAGGGGAUAAAAAUAUGCCUAUAAUACGUUUAACAAUGCCAUGUUUAAGUGGUUUUGAACUAUAUUCUCGUUGGGUAUCCCUGUUUGGAUGCACAUGCCUGUAUGAUUUACGUUCAAGAGCCGAAGAUUAAACUGUUGAAGUCCAAGUUUGAGUGCUGUCCUGUUUUCCGGUUGUAGUAGAUCCUAGUACCGUGGAACAGUGACGAGUUCCAGUCUUGCUAGCCAAGCGAGUUGUAGAGUUAGUUUUUCCCCUUGUUGUUCAUAAGCCGAAGUCGCUCGAAUUCUCUUAACGCUUAUUUCCCAGAUUUGUGCUUGGAAGGUCAAAACCUAUCGUCACACCUUUUAGUCCAAAGAUUGAUCAACAUAAAUUUUGUCCCAAAAAAAUCAAUACAUAAUCAAGAAGAAAGGUAGCGAGAAUAAAUAAAGAGAUUACCGUGUCGCACGAAAUUUUUGCGAGCUAAUGUUUGCGAUUUUUCCAGCGAUUCGCAAAAAUAACCGCAAAUAAACAUUUUUCCCGCCAAAAUUUACUCCAGAGUAAAUAUAGAUCGUUUUCACCGUCACGCAACAAAAAAAUAAACUGGAAACCGUCCAGUGGACGAAGCCAAGCAAAUGAAGUGUUAUAAAAGACUAAUUUUUAAACAAUUUGUCCAAGUCUGGGGUCUCUGUGGCCCACAGUUUCUGAGUUAUUUGCCGUCACGUGUCACGCACCUUUGUAGAGGUUUGUAUGGAGACGCCAUAUUGGUGCACCGUUUUGGUGCACCAAUAUGGCCGCCGGAAAUCAACAAAAACAUCUGGAGUUGACUUUUCCUAUAAAAGCUCUUUCUUUUCACUCGAGAACUAGGAUACGUGCGCAUAAUCAUAUCUUCUAAUACUUGAAAUGGUUAUAGUGCUGAAAAUCAAGAGGAGAGACUUUUUUUCAACUAGACAGCAUUCCUAUUUUGGUGUCACGCACUGUGAAAACUAGGAAGUUCAAAUUGCUGUAUUUUCAGUUAGUCGAGUCGAGGCUUUGCAGGACUGAGGGGAAUGCACAUAUUUUAAUAUGCUCACUCUCCCGACAAACGUGAAGGCUGCUUGCAGUCUAAUCUAGAUAAUAGAGAGAUUAAGAAUCGCGUUGACGGCAAACGGCAAACGUGAGAUUCAAAUUGAGGAACUUUCAAAAUGAGAAAUGAGCAGUUAAAAACAGCUUAAAACAGUUGUUAUGGAGAGAAAUGGCGUGAAUCUACCGCUUUUCGUGUAGUUAUAAUGGACAGUAAACGAUAAGUAAAUGGAAAACUUGGUCACGUGGUACAAAUUCAUGCUUGCCGCAAACGCGAUUUUAAUCUCUCUAAUGUAACUGACACCAUCCGCUUCCCUUGUCGGUAAUACAGGGGUAGGUGUACAGUUACCGAGUUUACAGGGAUAGGUGUACAGUUACAGAGUCCACAGACGAAAACUCGUUUUCCUUUGAAAAACUAAAAAUUUGUAAUAUUUUGUUGUUCGCAGGGCUAGCGUGUGUACUUCUCCGAAUGACCAAAAUUUCCUGGUGUAUGUCGAAACAUCAGCCGAAGCUAACCUCGGCGGAAUGUCUUUCGCGAGGUAGCUGAGGGCUAUGGAUCCAGAGUGCAGUGAAGGGAUUACUUCUUCUUUGUUUUUUAAGAGUACUGACCAAUACGAAGGAGACCGCGCUAUGUGUAUAGAGAAACGAGAGCUUAAUGCAAGAGAAAAAACACCUCAGCGUGAAUCUACCCUGGGACAGUGUCCCGCAAAGCGUCGCUCUACUGACAAUCAAGAAGAGGUGGCAACGCCCAAACGUAUCAAACAAGAAAUAGAUGAUUCUGGUUUGUAUAAAGAAAACCUGCAAAAAAUCGUUUGUGAAGUCGCUGAUUCGCUUGAGCUUGAAAGUGAUAGUUCCGAUAUCUCUAACUCGAAUAAUGAGAAGCAAAACUUUGAGAAAGCAAAUGACAGGCCACUAGAUCAACAUGAUGUCAUAGUUGUGCUUGACGAUGAAGACGAGGACGAAUUGAUCGCCGAGAAUACGAAAGAAACUAGCGAACCUUUUCCUCAUCCAAGUGAUAAGAGGCGAGAAAUAAUGGCUGUUUACUCUGCUAUGAACCAAGUUAAUUAUGAAGCCAAAAGGCCAAUUCUAAGAACGCUUAAAGAUUCAGACUCUAGAGGAAGUAACGGUUUUGCGUUUGAUCACAAUUUCUUUCCUAAAUUGAUCGAGGUGCACUCUGCAUCGUCGUCAUCAACUGCUACGACAUCAGUUUCGACACAACAAGAAUCUCCUUGUGACUUGCCACAAAUAAGUGAGUUUUAUUCGCCAUUUGAGAAACAGGACGAGGACAUAACCGGUAGCGGCCCAGUCGAGAUAAAUAAGAUUAGUCGCUCAGAUACUAGCGCAGCCUCGUCGCGUAUAGAUUCAAAGCUACUGGACACUCGUCUUGACUCGCCCUUGCGAAAACAGCAUGAUCUUCUGUUUACGUUCAGACAAAAAGAUGGUCAAAGUGAUAUGUUUCUAGUAGUAGAUGGGGAAGUGUUUUCAGUGCGGCGUUACGAGCAUAAAGGAGAGUCGUACCUGAUCCACACGAACAGCAGUGGUAAGACUUCGAUUUUAGCCAGACUCCCAGAAAAGGUGGAGGCAGGGUCCCAGGAAGAAGCAGCAGUCACCAGUCAAAGUGUUUUAAGUGAACAAAGGGAUAUCACAAGAAAUGGUUUACCGAGUGCUUUAGAGCAACCAGGAAACACUUUUUUGCAGCGCGGGUUGGCCUUAAAGCAUUCUAGAACGUCACCUGUUACCAUUACACCAGUUCUGGUCAGAAAGCACCUGUCUGCAAAUUCUGUUAGGCAACGAAGUUUUCAAAGAAUUCCUAGAGUUACACUAGAGCGGGAAUGUACCUCAAAGCAUGAUAUAUGUGAACUACCAUCAGUAAGAGUUACACGAAAUGACACUUCAAACUUAGGGAAAGGACAACAAUCACAAGCAGCCGAACGAAGGCAAAGAGACGUAGGUGCAAACGUAGCAGAGAUGGUAACUCCAUAUCAGCGGCGUUUUCACCCAAUGUCAGGCGUGAUAUCGCAGCCGGUUAGACUUUCCGUAAAUGCUAGUGACUCAAUCCAGCCUUCCACUGCUUUUCAUAACAACGUUUUCUCAACUCAGAGGGAUCCACUUUCCUCAUCCAGUCGCUCGAGAGAUCAUCAGUUGGUUUUUAAGCGAAAACAAGUGGGUAUGGUUGAGAGGAAUUUGCCAAGUGAACAGCCGAUUGCAGUUACCACAGCGCAGAGAAGAUACAGCAAUGACAUGGCCAGCGACAGAGCCUCCCAAGGUUACACAUACAAAGUAACUAACGAUGAAAGCAGUGACAAGAGAUAUCAUUAUGUUGCUUUAUCAAGAGAGGACAAGCAAAGGAUCAUAAAUAGGACUAAGUUGAUGAACUACAUUGCUCAGCGACUGGCCUCGGGCAAUGAACAGUCGUCAACUAGUGUCUCAGCAAAUAGAGGAUCUGAGGUUGGUAAUGCGAGGCAUGCACACUAUAGAACGACUGUGAAUGGGUCUGCUUCAGGAAGAGUAAACACUAGUGCUCGUUGUCAAGUAACACCAAAUAUUUAUCAGACAGACACUUGCUCAACAGCGGAUGAUAAUGAAAGACAUCACAGUGGUAGUAGAAAUGUGCCUUCUUUAGUGCGAACAAUGGGAAUCCACAAUGCCGGUCAGCGGAUUCCUGCGUAUCAACUGGAAAGUAAAAACAGUGGGUUGAUUAACACGCAACCUCGUCCUGACGCACAAGGUCGCGUGACAAAUCCAAAGUACGGUGGAUUACGGAUGAAUGAUGGAGCUCGUUCAAGCAAUGGAAUAUUGGAAACCUUUGAUUCUUGGCAGGGACGACCUCAACGACACAUUUCUUUAAUAAACGAUCCUUCGCAAGUAAACAAAGUAUUGACUGGUAUUACUGUUGGUGUUCCAGGCAUACCAACUCCAAAUACCACCGCUUCCACCGUGAACUCUUCGACACAAAACGUUUCGCGAUCAGCGCCUGUCAUUUCACAAGUUUCCUACGGUGUGAUAAACCGAUCCAUGGUUGGUGAAAAUGUCACUCCAAAACAAUCUGCAACUGCAUUGGUCAUUGAUCCGGAGCGCUCCAUUUACGUCGAUGCGACUGAUUCGGUUAUAGAUGAAGAGCGUUUUUCACGUAUUCUUGGUCAUAGAUUGUCUAGGCCGACUGUGAGGCAAACCAUGAACGCCAGCACAGUUAAUCAAUCUCAUUCGAGUGAUCUGUCGGAUACUCACACUAAGUCUUCCUCUAGUUUUCAAAGUUCUAUGGGUCAGAUGCCUGACCAAAGUUCUUUCGCAACUCCAAAACUUGACAAAAGCUGUGUUGCGCAGAACACACUAAAACAAAGCACUUUCUCAACUCCAAAAAUUGACAAACGGUGUGUUGCUCACAACACACUUGACCGAAGCACUUUCUCAACUCCAAAGAUUGACAAUCGGAACCAAAGCACUUUCUCGACUCCAAAAAUUGACAAACGCUGUGUCGCCCACAACACACUAAAAGAUAUAUUUCCAACAACAAACCCACCCAGUAAGAGAACUGGUGUACUUACACAAAUGAGUGGUCAACAGAAUUCCAGUUAUUCUUCACGAGAAAACAACUUGGAUACAGAUGACGUUGUUGAGAUAAUGAUAAACACAUCUGCGAGACAGGGUUCUCAAACUCAGCCGACAAAGGUUCCUGUAGACACCCAUUGUCAGCCGAGACACGCAGCUAAAAAUCUGUCCCAGAGUGCAACAAAUGAUUCUAAGCCGGGUGUUUAUGAUGAUGAUGAUGAUAUCGUUGAGAUUAUAUAUGAAACCCCGAAAAAAGUGCCUAAUGAAAACGCGGCUGAAAGGACUGGUGAUUCUGAAGUUGUCAGUAAAGAAAGGUCCAAGUCUUGUCCGCAGAUUUGCACUGCUCCGAGCGACAGUGUUGAAAUAGCCAAUCCAACUUCAAAUCAGCGUUCUCACCCCCCAAAAGCAAUUAUUCUGGAGGAAGAAGAAGAUAAAGGAAAGCAGAUCCCCCAGCUACAGGGGUACACAAGUGACUCGGCACUGAAAAGACUCUUACAAUCUUACCCAAACGGGCCGAACAGAGCAGAUACCCCAGAAUAUAAGGACAAAGGUCUUGAUGAAAUGGCCGAAGAAACAAAUCCAAACCUGAAACAAGAUUCGGAUUCUAGUCAAACAGACUGCUGUGAAAUUGCGGAUAAAGAAAAAGAUCAUCUGGAACUAUACAUGUAUAACAAAGCCGAGCUGAAAAACAUACAGCAGCGAGAUGAACUGUUGAAGAAAAUCAAAAAUACCGAAGAAAGAGUGGCACAAGAAACUAUUGAAUGGAAGAAGAAAUAUCUUCACAGAUUGGAAGUCCAACUAAAGAAAAAGCUGGCGAAACUUCCCAGCGUAACUGAAUUUGCGCUGGGUAAAAAUGAUGACGAAUCAGAGGAAGACAUAACAUGA
Messenger RNA from Porites evermanni, 9460 nucleotides. Lineage: Eukaryota; Metazoa; Cnidaria; Anthozoa; Scleractinia; Poritidae. The record is from the annotation of a GenBank genome assembly.